AUGGUGUCCACUGUCGCAAAUCCAGCACACCUUCUUUGGCAAGAGCGAGUGGACAAAGAAAGGCAAUUGGCAAAAAGGCAAAUCAUCAGGCAGUUGGGGCUGCGUGACUCUUGCACCAGUGCUGCGGAUGCACCGCCCCUACAUGAUUUGCAUCAAUGCAUGUCCAUGCAGGGAGGCGCAGGCAUGCUCCUGCCAAAGAUUCCUUCAACGCCCCCUGUACGACCACUGAGCACGGCUAAAAGCACCCCGUCGCUGAGAAGCGCGAAGCAACUGCAAAGUAGCGGGUCGUUGAGGAGCUCCCUAACAGGACUCACAUCAGCCUCGCUUCGUCGAGAGGUGCAUGAAGCUGUUGCAGCGGAGGUGGCCAGGAUUGUGGAGCCCUUGAAAGAGAAGCUGCACACAGAAAAAACGGCCAGGCAACGACUGGAGAACAUGCUGCGCGUGGCAAAGGGAGGCCCAGCAGAGGCAGACAGAUGA
This is a messenger RNA of Effrenium voratum, 477 nucleotides long. NCBI's taxonomy places the organism in Eukaryota, Dinophyceae, Suessiales, Symbiodiniaceae. The record is from the annotation of a GenBank genome assembly.